This is a messenger RNA of Trichoderma citrinoviride, 357 nucleotides long. RefSeq lists its product as hypothetical. The record is from RefSeq and is a predicted model, not a curated record. Lineage: Eukaryota; Fungi; Ascomycota; Sordariomycetes; Hypocreales; Hypocreaceae. Bases 4 to 357 code for a protein of 117 amino acids. The transcript has 3 exons.
ACAAUGUCCAGCCAGGAAUACUAUCAACAGGGCGGCUACCCUCAGCAGCAGCAGGGCGUCUACCCUCCGCAAGGCUACCCUCAGCAGGGCUACCCUCAGCAACCCCAAGCUAGCUACGGUCCUCCCCAGGGACAGUACGGCCCCCCUCAGGGCCAAUAUGGGGCUCCUCCUCCAGGCCAGUACGGUCCUCCUCAGGGCCAGCCGCCCAUGCAGUACGAACAGGCGCCUCCCCAGGAGCAGCGCGGCCGCGGCGGCGACCAGGGCUGCUUGAUGGCCUGCAUUGCCGCCCUGUGCUGUUGCUGCGCCGUCGAAGAGGGUUGCGAGUGCUGUAUCGAUCUCUGCGAAUGCUUCUUCUAA